Messenger RNA from Phycomyces blakesleeanus NRRL 1555(-), 1161 nucleotides. RefSeq lists its product as hypothetical. NCBI's taxonomy places the organism in Eukaryota, Fungi, Mucoromycota, Mucoromycetes, Mucorales, Phycomycetaceae. The transcript has 7 exons. The record is from RefSeq and is a predicted model, not a curated record. The coding region runs from base 1 to 1161 and encodes 386 amino acids.
AUGCGGGCUGUAAAAAGUAAUACUCCUGUUAUAUUUUUAGAAAAGAAAGAAAAACAAAGUGCAGACAAGAAGUACAGUGAGACUUUGUUUAUUGAUGAAAAGAGAGAUGAUCUUCUAUUGCUAUUUGCUAUUGUGAGAAAAAAUAAAAUAACAAAGUGUAUUCCUACUGCUCCUUGCCAACCCAACCUAUGCAUGAAUGCUGUUCUUAAUAGUACAAUUGCAGGUGUUGUUGCUCCAAUUGAUACAACAACUCCAGAAGUAGCAGUUGACACAGCCCCUGGAGUUCAAGUUGCUGUGACCCCAAUGGAUCAUGUCCUUACCUUGUUGGCAGCCAACAAUGUGUCGAUGCAAUCCUUGCAAGAAAAUGCAAAAGGAGUGACUGAUACAAUAACUCAUUUGAAGAAUGGCCUGGAUUUGUCCAAUAAGACAAAUGAAUUUUUGAAGAACUCGGUCCUUCAGCUCAUGACUGAAAAUGCUGAAAUAAAAAAGGCAAUGACCAGCCAAAAUUCCGUGAUGCCUUCUGCUGUACCAGUGGAUUCUUCUUCUUUCAUGGAUGAUAAUCUUGACCUUGGAGCAAAACAUCAUCCCAAUUUCUGUAAUUAUAUCAAGAAACCAAACUUUGUUAGCACAGACCCGCUCAAAGUUGCUGAGAAUAAUAAUAGAUCAGCAUGGUCAAUGACUGGCACGUAUGGCGAUAAAUGUUGCACAAAUGUGUCAAAGAGUGUCAUUAUGAAUAUAAAAAAGAAUCACUACCAAAAUCAAGUGCAAGUCUUCUGGACCUCAGCAGAGAAGAUUAUGGCUAGAAAUAAAACUGGAAGAAGACAUAACAGAAAGAAGACUCUUCUUGACCGUCGUAUUAUCACAUACCAGGCAUAUGCAGAGGCUAUUCAUGAGGGCAUGAAUCGAUAUGAUUGCAGAAAUAUUCUUUCUAUUGACGUGAUGUCUGAUGGCAAGUCAGAUGGAGAUAACAAAGUGCGGGCAUAUUGUCCCAGCUGGAGAACUGAUGAGCUCCAGAAGUUUAUUAGUACUAUUGAUGAACUUACUGUUAUCUGUUUGAAGAAAAAUUCAGAAAGCUUGAAAAAGCACAUCUCUUAUGAGAAAGAAGUAAGCAUUCUCGAGAAUUUGGCAGUCACUUUACCAGAUUGGUGCUUUUCAAAAUAA